Molecule: messenger RNA, 640 nt
Organism: Juglans microcarpa x Juglans regia
Lineage: Eukaryota; Viridiplantae; Streptophyta; Magnoliopsida; Fagales; Juglandaceae
Product: putative phytosulfokines 6
Exons: 3
Coding region: 159-446 (95 amino acids)
Biological process (GO): cell population proliferation
Cellular component (GO): extracellular region
Molecular function (GO): growth factor activity
Source: RefSeq, a predicted model, not a curated record
ACUGCUUGCUGCCUUACUCUGGGAGAGCUUCAUGUGACUUUCAGAGUUUUGCUUUCUCUGCAUAUAUUUAUACCCAACAUGAUCAGUUGCUUCCUAGCUUCACCCCCCAAACUCCCAACUGUGUAUGCUUUCAAGCCCUCUGUUCAUCUCUCUCAACUAUGAAGCGCAGCCUGCAUUUCAAUGCUCUUCUCCUCUUCCUGCUGAUACUUAUUUCCAUCUCAAAAAUAUCAGCCCGUUCCAUAGCAACCCAGAAAGGACAGGAGAAAGUGAAGCUCAACGAAAUCAGUACUUCUGGAGGUCCUGAUCUUGUAAAGUUGGAAAGCAGUGAAUCCAUGAAUCUCAUGGGAGUGGAGGAUUGUAACGAAGGAGAUGAAGAAUGCUUUCAGAGAAGGAUAGUUUCAGAGGCUCACUUGGACUACAUCUACACCCAGCACCACAAGCCUUGAGACUCCUACAAAAAACAUAGAGUUCCAUAACUAUUUAUUCACGUCAGCCCUUUUCUCAAUAUUUCAGGAUAUGAUGUGUUUCCAGGAUGUAAUAUUUCAUAUAUAUUUAUAUAUAGAGAGAGCUUAUAACUUGAAUGGGUUUGAGAUUGUAAUUUCUCUACAAUACAAUGCAAGUGUCACAUAUAUGUUUCUCA